ACGCCAUCAGUUGUGGCGUACACGAAGAACAGAGAUAGGUUCGUUUGUAUUUAUGUGAUGUGAGUCUUUUUUUUCUUUGAUUCGAAUUCGCUAAAACAACUUCUUCUCAGUGAAAAGAUUUUCGGGAGGAAGAUGUCGGAGGUGGACGAGGAGUCUAAGCAGAUUUCGUAUACGGUGGUGCGUGACGAGAACGGAAACGUUAAGCUUGAUUGUCCUGCCAUUGAAAAACAGUUUGCUGCAGAAGAAAUUUCAGCACAGGUAUUGAGAAAGCUUGUGGACGAUGCUUCAAAAUUUAUGAAUGAUAAGGUCACAAAAGUUGUUGUAACAGUUCCUGCUUAUUUCAAUGAUUCCCAAAGAACAGCAACAAAAGAUUCAGUUUCUGCUUAUCUUGUUGAUUCAAUGGAUGAUAUUGGUGAGAAGGAAAGCACGAAGCGACUGCAAGGUCCAAUGGAUGUCGAUCGAUUGCAGGCUAAGGAAGCGUCUCCGGGGUCGACGAGACUGAAGCAACGAAGUGAAGCCUGUCAUCGUUACCAACGCCGAGGGGCAGAGGACGACGCCAUCAGUUGUGGCGUACACGAAGAACAGAGAUAG
Messenger RNA from Lactuca virosa, 591 nucleotides. NCBI's taxonomy places the organism in Eukaryota, Viridiplantae, Streptophyta, Magnoliopsida, Asterales, Asteraceae. The record is from the annotation of a GenBank genome assembly.